CAGCACCGCGCCGAGGCACCCUGGGUAAUGUAGUAGCAGAAGCAACGGCCCCUUAGCGACGGGCUCAUGGAGACUGUGUGUCCGUGAGUGUGAAGGAAUGCCAGGCUACACGGUCAACACACACCGAGGAGAACACACACACACCGAGGUGGAAUUAAAGCUUCACAUCGAUGAGAGUAACUGACUCACUUCACAUCGGUGAUUUGUGGUGAAUAUGGGAUGUGGCAGCUCCUCGAACACCGCGGUCACACCGCUCACACGAGAGGGGCCGAAGAGAGACGAGGAUGAGACAGGAAGUAAACUUGGUAACCGUGGAGACUCCGCCGUGUCAAAGGGCACCACAGACAGUGGGGUGGUGAUGGAGAACAAAGAGAUCCCUGAGUUACCUGGAGCGAUGCCCAGAAAACUCCCUCCUCUGAUACCUGAGCGUGUUGGAGAAAGUGUCGCAGACACAAUGACACAAGAUGGAUUGCUGCAGCAGGAUGGUACAAUGCAGGAGCGGCAAAAGUCCAGUGAGAUCCUGGAGGAGCUGCUGAAUCAGGGCAUCAUCCCGGUGGGACAGAGCAGAGAGAGGAGCAGCGUCGCUGGAGAGGCCUACAGCAUCAUGCUGGAUGACAGAGAUGUGGUCAGGCAGAGGCCUGCGAGAUUGGAGUCCCUGAAGGUCAAAAACGAGCAAAGUCCCCCCAGCAGAGAAGAGCUAGAGGAGAAGAUGAGACUUGUUGAAGAGAGACGCAAGUCAAGGGAAGACAAGCUCAAGACGCGUUUAAGGACCAAGUCUGCGCGUGUCCGUGUCCCUGCCACUGUCAGUGCAGCAGAAGAUGAAGACACAUCCCUCACACCUGUGACACCCCUCACCUUUGACCCCACACCGAAUCCACUGUUGCUCACGUCCGAGGGAAGAGAGUGUGUAAGAGAGGCUGGAGGUGAUGACAGAGAGAAUGAAAAAGGAAUGGGAGUAGAGAAUAGAGCAGAGAGAGAGGGGCGUGGAGAUGACAGAGGGGAAGGUGCAGAGCAGGCGAGUGAGAACAGUGAUGAUGAUGAUGAUGAUGAUGAUGAUGAUGAUGAUGAUGAUGAUGAUGAUGAUGAUGAUGAUGAAGAGGAGGAGUUGAACCAGGUGGUGGAGCUCCAGGCGGGGCAGCUCCUCACAGCCUCAGGGGAGCUGGAGUGUGAUUCCACUUUUCAACAUGUCGAAGACAAAGAGGAGAAAUUUUAAAUGAUCACAUGAAUGAGCCAAUAAUCAGCACUAAGACAAAGGAAGCCAAAAUGAUUCCUUUUGCACAUAAGGAGGGUAAAGAUAGAAAAUAUUAAGUACAGUCAAUGUUGUUUGGAGAUAAAUUGAAAGAUGUAAUAAAGCUGUGAUUAGACAGGUAAAUUAUUCUGAUGUCAAUGUGAAUAUCUAGCAUCAUUUCCACUGCAGGGAAGCACAUCAGCUCGUAAAUCGUUGUAAUAUCUUUGCUCAUUGAUAAGCACAAAGGAAUAUGAGGGUUUUCUUUUCUAAUGCAGUGUUAUUAAACUUUAAUAAACAUGACCAAGGUUUAAUGCUCUUGCCAACAUACCAAAAUAAAUUUUGUAUUUUAUUAUAAUCGUGGAAAAAGAAUAUUAUCAAGUGCAAUUUAGCAUGUAAAUGGUGAACUUUGGGCAGAUGGACACAAGAUGGAGCUGUCUCAGUGGGAUGAAGUUGUGUUAACCUCUCACUGGUCUUUAAAAAGACAAGGUGUAUAGAGAUUUGGUGACAGGUGAGGAUGUGCCUUUUGAAAUUAAGUGUAAAAUGAUGUUGUUAAUAAUCAAUAAAGUUCCCUUUUUUC
Messenger RNA from Paralichthys olivaceus (Japanese flounder), 1805 nucleotides. RefSeq names its product stathmin domain containing 1 (gene stmnd1). Lineage: Eukaryota; Metazoa; Chordata; Actinopteri; Pleuronectiformes; Paralichthyidae. The record is from RefSeq and is a predicted model, not a curated record.